AUGCUGAAUCGAAGUUGGGGUACCGAACUUUGGGAUCAAUUUGAUAAUGUUGCUAAAUAUGCUGAGAAAAGUUUACAAUUUUGUGAAAAAUAUGAAUCAUUUCUUAAAGAUCGUUGUACAGUUGAAGAUGAAUAUGCUAAAGCAUUAAAAAAAUUAACUAAAACUUAUACACCAAAAUUAAAAGAACAAGAAGAAUUUUAUAAUAAAUAUACAUAUACAAUUGCAUUUUGUUCAACAUUAAAAGAAUUACAAGAUUUAGCUUCACAACAUGAAUUAAUAGCUGAAAAUAUUCGUGAACGUUCAAUAAAACAAAUACAAAUAACAGUAAAAGAAUGUCGAGAACAACGAAAAAAAUGUUUAGAUGAAUAUACAAAAAUAAAACGUCAACUUGAUAAACAACAUGAAUUAAUGAUAAAAUCUUUACGAAAAUAUGAAGAAUGUCAUGAAUCAGCACGUCGUGCUAAAGAAAGUUAUGAAAAAGCUCAUGAAGAUCUAGAUUUAUCUCGUGCACAAUUAGAAAAAGCUCGUGAUACAAUGACAUCAAAAUCAAAAAUAUGUGAUGAUGCACAUACAAAUUAUUCUUCUCAUGUAUCUUUAUUUAAUGAUACACAACGUUUAUUUUAUGAAAGACAAUUACCAAGUAUUUUAACAGAUUUACAACAAUUAGAUGGUAAACGUUCUGAUGAACUUAAAGAUGUUUAUAUUAAAUUUAUUCAAUCACAUGCUGAAGUUUUACCACGUAUACAACGAUGUUUAGAUGAAAUGACUAAACAAACAGAACAAUUAAAUGCUAAUACAGAUGCACAAGUUGUUAUUGAAGAAUAUAAAUCUGGUUAUACAAUACCAGAUGAUGAAAAAGAAAUUGAUUUAAAUGCUAGUGAUCUUCCAUCAUUAUUAUUAAAUGGAAAUAAUAGUGGACAAGAUCAACAAAUAUAUAAUAUAACAUUACUUAAUCAUCAAUAUACUCCAGGAGAAUUAGCACGAUCAAAUACAUUAAGAAGUUCGGGUAGUGAUCAUAGUAGUCAAAAUGGUGUAGCAACAAUAUAUGCAGUAGGUAAUGCUAGUGGUCAUGUAAAUGGUACACAAACAUUAAUGACAACACCAGCAAUGGGUUCAAGAAAAACUGGAGGAAAUAAAAGUAGUGGAACAGCAAGUACAAUUAGAAAAAUAUUUGGAAGUUCAUCACAUAGAAAACCUUCAAAUAAUGGUAAUUCAAAUGUAACAACAACCAAUACACCAUAUGGUACAUUACCACCAGCACAACGUUUAAAAAAAUUUCAAGAACAAAUUGUAAAUUGUAAAAGUGAAUUAGAAAAAAAACAAAAAGCCAAAGAAGGUUUAACAAAAAUGAAACUUGUUUUUCAAGAAAAUCCAAAAUUUGGUGAUGAACAAGAUGUUACACAACAAAUUAUUUCAAUUGAUGAUCAUAUUGAAAAAUUGUUAGCUGAAAUAAAACGAUUUGAAUCGUACAUAGCUGAAAUCGAACGAACACGAGCUCCAACAUUAUCUGAAUAUGAUUCAACAUCUCAUUUACGAACAAAUUAUGGUUCUGAUCAAUCAAUAAGUAAUAAUAAUAAUAAUAAUUCACAACCUGGUACACCAGCACAAAAUCGAAGUCCACCAGACAUUCCUGAACAUGUAACAUCUUCACAUGAUUAUCAUCGAUUACCAUCAGUAACAUCAAUGACAUUACAUCAAAAUGAUACAACAAAACUAUCAACACAUACUUUAAACAAUGAUGAACAUAAUGGAUCAUUUGAAGAUGAAGAUAUUGAUGAUGAACAAUUACAUUCUGUUGAUAAUACGGAUAGUCAAUGUCAACAACAAUUCAAUGGUGGAACAAUUCUUAAAGCUUAUGCACUCUAUGAUUUUAAUGGUCAUGGCAUCAAUGGUUGUCAAUAUGUAAAUGCAGCAUCAAUAUAUGUUGGUGAAUAUGUCGAUAUAUUAGAAGAUGAUCAAGGUGAUGGAUGGACACGUAUACAAAAACAUGAUGGUUCAAGUGGUUUUGUUCCAUCAUCGUAUCUUCGUAUUGAUUCUCAACAACAUACCACAUCAUCACAUCAAGUUGAUUCCGGCCGUUUUUGA
This is a messenger RNA of Rotaria sordida, 2085 nucleotides long. The record is from the annotation of a GenBank genome assembly. Lineage: Eukaryota; Metazoa; Rotifera; Eurotatoria; Philodinida; Philodinidae.